Cydia splendana is the source of this 1573-nucleotide messenger RNA. RefSeq names its product zinc transporter SLC39A7-like. The record is from RefSeq and is a predicted model, not a curated record. The transcript has 5 exons. The coding region runs from base 722 to 1573 and encodes 283 amino acids. Lineage: Eukaryota; Metazoa; Arthropoda; Insecta; Lepidoptera; Tortricidae.
ACUGUUCGAAAUAGCAAGCCCCGCUUGCUCAAGGCGUAGUAAACCAGUUAGUAUCUGUGGCCUGCAUAAGUUGAUUACAAUUGUUUGCCGCAAGCUACAAUCGUAGGUACGCUAACGAUGACAGAAGGAAUCCUCAUUAAAGUUACAGGCCAUAAUGCACCUUACGUCUACUAGGUAAAAAACCUUAUCGCUUUAAUGCGUUAAUUUCCCAUAACUUAAGCACUGCACGGUUUUCUAAACGGACGCAAUUAUUCAGUAUUUUUCUUAUCCCACAUCAGCGUUAUGCAUGAAUUGCACUCGAUCGAUAUAAUCAUAUGCGGAAAUUCUUUGUGCGCAGAUUCAUCGAGAUAGCAGUGCGUCUAGCCAACCAUUGCAUUAACCUCUUCAAGUUGAGCAAAUCUAUCAUCUUCAGAUACUUGAGAUCCGGUUUUUCAAUUCAAAGACUGCGUGAAGCAUCCACCGUGAAACAAUCCCGACAAACAUGACCAUCAUUAUAAAUUACGAACAAAGCUGGUGAAACGGCUACGCAAGACCCAACGGGCUGUAGCGAUAGCUCGGACGACACCAUUGUUUAGACUCCUAUCAAAUUGUCAACCCCCACUUUCAUACAUUUUAUAAAGUACAAUAUGAAGUGGCAGCUCGCUAUGUAUUGUGAUCCCAGGCAAUAUUUCUUGCGCGUUGUCGUGCUCUGUGAGUUACUGCCGCAGAACCGGACUUUACUAUGUGUGGUGUAUCCGGGGAAUUCCUUUUACGAAUUCUGCUGUUGAAUUUUGUGUACAUUGAGAACAAUUUUGUGACAUGUGAGGAACUUCCGAAUAAUGUUUUCAACGCAAACAUAAGAGAUUAUUAUGUGAAGGAGGAUGAUAACUUGACUAAUGUGAAAACCCUGCAGAAAGAAGAGGUAGGCAGAUAUGCCAGUUUUGCUCCGAUUCGCAACCCAAUACGAUUUAAGGAGAUUCCGGACAAUGCUCUCUCCAGUUCAAGUUAUAGCCGAGGGUUGCUGCAUCACGACCACGGAGGGCAUCAUGAAGGUUACGGAAUACACGAUGGCUACUACGAGGACGGCUCUCCCUACGGCCACGGCUACGCCUACAUCCACGACGACCACGACUACGACCACGAUGGACACGGACAUGGACAUGGACACGGUCACGAGCAUGGACACGAGCACGGACAUGGACACGGACACGAGCACGGACAUGGACACGGUGGGCAUGGACAUUACGGACACCAUCUGGGACACGGACAUUAUAAACACCACGACCAUCAUCAUCUGGCCACAAAAGCGUUGUUAUGGCCAAUAGCAGGCAUCGCCCUACUCGGCGCCGCUGCCGCCCUGGUCACCAACCCCGUCCUGCUUCAACUUGGUGUCGUCUCCGGGAAACGACGGAGACGCGACACCUUGGAGAUAUCAGGAGAAUCAGGAUCUGACGAAAACUGGCCACUUGAUCCGUACAGCGUCGAUAGAAAGAGCAAGAAAGGAUCGCUUGCUAAGAAAGUACCUGGUCAUGUUUCGAAAUCGGAAAAUAAUAGAUUUGUACCGAUACCUCUUAAGUUUAAUAAAGAGCAUUGA